ACACAUAUACACACGCACGCACACGCACACACAUACACACACACACUUGCAACUUCUUCCAUUCAUUGCGCGAUAAUACUUUUAAUUCGCUUAUUAUUAUUUUUUAUUUUUUAUUCUGAGUGUUUAUAAAAUGUCAUCUGAGUGAGUCAGUAGGCAUAAAGGACUGAAGAUGAAGGUGAAGUCUGAUCAGAUCACUCAUGAUUUUACACCGGGGGACAUAGUGUUUGCCAAGAUGAAGGGAUAUCCAUUCUGGCCUGCCAGAAUUGGUGAAGGAAAAGCCCCCCAAAAUAAGAUCCACAUCUUCUUUUAUGGAACACACUCAACAACGUUUCUGUUCCCCAAAGACAUCGUCCAUUACUGGCCAAACAAAGAGAAGUAUGGCCAGACAACCAAACGUGGCGGGUUUGAGGAGGGCAUGUGGGAGAUCGAGAAUGACCCGGGGGUUGGCGUCAAAGGUCAAAAGAAAUCAGCUCUAGUGAAACGACUGGCAGAGAGUCGACUGAAAUUCAAGAAGAAGAAAGCAGUAAAUCAGAGUGGAAAGAAGAGCCAGACUGUUUCCUGUAAAGAAUCACUGUCGAAAAGUGAUUCAAAAUCAGUGACGACAAAUAAAAGAGAAACUCCUGUGAAAAUCAGCAGCACUCCCAAAACAAAGUCUGAAACUGGAAACGAGGUUAAAACAGCUGGGAAAAUGUCAACACGUUCGAGAGAUUCUGGAGGACAGACGCCUGUCACAAGAGCCCGCCGGACGAGUAGCACUCCACUUGCGAGGAAAGGGACCUCAGUGAAGACGGUCACAUCAGGAAAAAGGAUGCUGCCUUCCAGAAAAAUCAUUUUAGCCAGACGAGCUGCUGCAGCAAAGAUGCUUUCUGCUCGCAGGAAACACGUGCUGCAUGCAAAGAUUAUUUCUACUGUGACGAAAAUGACGGAUACGGAGAAUCAAAAAAAGCCCUUACGAAUCACACGGUCUAGUGCAGAUCUGAUCAAGACUAAAGCUGACGUCACGGAGAGAUCAGUGAAACCAGCCAGUCUGAAACGCAAACGCUCACAAACGGAGUCUUACGGCAAGAGAGACUCUCAUAUUUCUCUUCCCACGGCCAACAGCUCCACGCCGUCGAGUCCAACAGGCUCAAAGAGGAAACGGCGUGGAGAAGAGGAGACAUCAGUUCCUGACGAACCAGAGAAGAAUGAGACAAAGAAGAGAAAGAGAGAAGAGAAGGAAGAUCAUAGAGAGACUGAGAAUAAAUCCACACAUGUGAAGAGUGACGUUUUGAGCAUCUUUGAGAAGCAGGAGAAAAAAGACGAGAAGACACCAAGAGAUGAAGAGCGUUGUAAGAUCUUGGCCGAGAAGAGGCAGAGUGUGUUGCGGUCUCUGCAGGGUCUGGUCACGUCCACCAGAGGAAAAACACAAACAUCUACGACAGAACAAACAACCACGACUAAAACGACACCACAGGAGGAGGAGCAGCAGAAACGGCCCGCGAGGAAUCGUGGUGUGAGAUGCGAGAACCGCAGCCCGAUGAAACCAACAGAGGAGGAGAAAAAAGAUACAGCGCGGAACGGAGAACAGGAAGUCAAGAACACAGAGACGACACCGCACGAGGAGGUGCAGAAACGGCCCGAGAGGAAUCGUGAAGUCCGAUGUGAGAACCAUGACCGGAUGAAACCAAAAGAGGACGAGAAAAAAGAACCAGAGAAGGAUGUUGAACAGGAAGUUAAGAACACAGAACAGCAGAACAAUAACAGCACAGAAGACGAAAGCAGAGAUCGGUUUCUGUCCAUCACAGACUCUUUACUCUACCGGCUCCACGAUGACAUCAGAAUCUCAAUGACGCUAGACAACCCAGAUGUGAGUAAGUGUUUAUUGGCUCUGGAUGAGUUGAGUACAGUCCCUGUCUCGUCUCGACACAUUCAGAACCACAGCGAGCUCAUAGACACCCUCAGAAAGAUGCGCUGGUUUCGUGGCAGUGAAGCGAUCAUGUUCAAAGCUUCUAUGUUGUAUCAUCGCUUUAAAAACAUCUACCUCAUCGGAGAUGGAGAUGAAACUCUGAGUCAAGAGUACAUCAACUCACUGCAGGUGGAGAGAGAGAAAGAGAGCAGAGAGACAGGACGACAAACAGACAGAUGCUGGAGCAGUUAUCAGUCUGACGGGCAUCAGCGAAAAGACCACAGACCUGAAACAUGCACUUUAAACAACUGAACGGGUGCCUCACAAUGCUGCCAUGGAGGACAAGAGCUGACAGGACCCCGAAGUUCACUUCCUGUUUUUUAACUUCAUCUUGUUAUCAUCUGUUCUACACUCAGACUUUUCACUGUUGGAGAGAGUUUUUCUGAUCUGUUAUGCAGUUAUUUAUUUCCCCUGUGAUCAGUAGCGGUUCUAGCUUGUAUGGCGCCCUGGGCGAAACCCACUUCAACACGCCCCCGAAGUUCAUAGCUCGUGCCACCCCCCCACAAGAUGCCACCCUGGGCAACUGCCCAUGUCGCCCAUGCCUAAAUCUGCCACUGCCUGUGAUGAACAGAGUUUGUCAACAUUCCCCAUCCAAAACUAUUUUUCAUUUUGUAUAAAUCAUGAAUUCCUCUCUCCUCGCCGUCAGUAUUUUAAGAGCUAAUCUGAGAUUUUUAAAAAUCUGUAAUCCUCAUGCUGCUGCUCUGAGGUCUGAUUUUUACUUAUGUGUGUCAUCAUUUAUUCACUUCAUAGUUCUAUACCCAAAUGACUUUUUUUCCUGCGUUCUCCCUAACAUCUCAUUUUGUGUUCAUGUGGGUUUAGAACGACAUAAACUUGAGUAAAUGAUGACAGAACGUUCGUUUUUGGGUGAACUAACCCUUUAACCCCAAAUAUGUUGCUGUCAGCAGUACAGAGCAAUGUUUGUAUAUCCAUGCUUUCUCAUUUGAUGGUUUACUUCAGUGUGUCAAGACAUGAAUGCUCAUAGAGAGAGAAAAUAUUUCUGGAUGUUCUAAAUUUCUGAUGUUUGUUUUCAUCCUGUGAGUCCACCAUCAGCCCACAGAACACUUAUCAGACCAAGAUCAGACUUCACCAAACACAGAUCUCUGUGUUUUCUGAGAUCUGAUCUGUGUUAAAAUGCUUUGCUUGUGAUUUGUGUGUUUGUUUUGAGGUCUGAUCUCAGUGAAAGUGAUUUGAGUGUUUGUUUCAAGGUCUGAUCUCGGUGAAAGUGAUUUGUGUGUUUGUUUUGAUGUCUGAUCUCAGUGAAAGUGAUUUGAGUGUUUGUUUUGAGGUCUGAUCUCAGUGAAAGUGAUUUGAGUGUUUGUUUUGAGGUCUGAUCUCAGUGAAAGUGAUUUGAGUGUUUGAGGUCUGAUCUCAGUGAAAGUGAUUUGUGUGUUUGUUUUGAGGUCUGAUCUCAGUGAAAGUGAUUUGAGUGUUUGUUUUGAGGUCUGAUCUCAGUGAAAGUGAUUUGUGUGUUUGUUUUGAGGUCUGAUCUCAGUGAAAGUGAUUUGAGUGUUUGUUUUGAGGUCUGAUCUCAGUGAAAGUGAUUUGUGUGUUUGUUUUGAGGUCUGAUCUCAGUGAAAGUGAUUUGAGUGUUUGAGGUCUGAUCUCAGUGAAAGUGAUUUGUGUGUUUGUUUUGAGGUCUGAUCUCAGUGAAAGUGAUUUGUGUGUUUGAGGUCUGAUCUCAGUGAAAGUGAUUUGUGUGUUUGUUUUGAGGUCUGAUCUCAGUGAAAGUGAUUUGAGUGUUUGUUUUGAGACAAACACAAAUCACUUUGUUUUGAGGUCUGAUCUCAGUGAAAGUGAUUUGUGUGUUUGAGGUCUGAUCUCAGUGAAAGUGAUUUGAGUGUUUGAGGUCUGAUCUCAGUGAAAGUGAUUUGAGUGUUUGUUUUGAGACAAACACAAAUCACUUUGUUUUGAGGUCUGAUCUCAGUGAAAGUGAUUUGUGUGUUUGAGGUCUGAUCUCAGUGAAAGUGAUUUGAGUGUUUGAGGUCUGAUCUCAGUGAAAGUGAUUUGUGUGUUUGAGGUCUGAUCUCAGUGAAAGUGAUUUGUGUGUUUGUUUUGAGGUCUGAUCUCAGUGAAAGUGAUUUGAGUGUUUGUUUUGAGACAAACACACAAAUCACUUUGUUUUGAGGUCUGAUCUCAGUGAAAGUGAUUUGAGUGUUUGAGGUCUGAUCUCAGUGAAAGUGAUUUGAGUGUUUGAGGUCUGAUCUCAGUGAAAGUGAUUUGUGUGUUUGUUUUGAGGUCUGAUCUCAGUGAAAGUGAUUUGUGUGUUUGUUUUGAGGUCUGAUCUCAGUGAAAGUGAUUUGUGUGUUUGUUUUGAGGUCUGAUCUCAGUGAAAGUGAUUUGAGUGUUUGUUUUGAGGUCUGAUCUCAGUGAAAGUGAUUUGUGUGUUUGUUUUGAGGUCUGAUCUCAGUGAAAGUGAUUUGAGUGUUUGUUUUGAGGUCUGAUCUCAGUGAAAGUGAUUUGUGUAAUUGACAGGAUGAAGACAAAUAUUCUGUUUUUACAAUGAAAUAUAAAUUCAUCACUAAUAUAUUUCCAUUCUCCUCUACAACAAAGCAUUAAAUCACAGCAGCAUUAUAGCUAUAUAAAGCUUAGACAGUUUAACAGUUUUAUUUUAUCGCUGAUGGCUGAUGGCUUUAUCAUUGUGACUGUAAAUACGACACUACGAUUGAAUGGGAACUCCAAAUUAUCCAAGGACUGAUAACAACUGGAAAAAUACCACUCAGCAGUAUCUGAAAAUACAGCUUAUUGAACGUCGGCAAUCUGGGAAGAUAUACCAACAAGACACAUCCCAUAAUUAAAGACUUAAUAGUUUCCCGAACAGUUUGGAGGUUUGUUCUCUUUGUAAAAUGUGUACGUCAAUUACUUGUUAAACACAAGCAUUAAAAUGUUUAAUUGUGUGUUUACACAGGGCAGCUACAUCAUCAUACAGUUACACCAUCUUGAAACGGACUCUUUUACACACAAUCUGGAUUGAAAUCGGUGCUAACACAACAGAUGCCUGUGUCAUUAAAGCAUUAAGCCGUAACGUAUUACAGCAUUGUUCAUCAUGGUCAAACAACUCUAGAUUUAUAUUAGAAAGCACUUGCAUGUGCUUUCUGUGUUGAUAUUGCAGUUAAAUGUGACCUUCCAGUAGAAUACAGUCAAUCUGCAAUAUCAUCUGUUGCUUAUGUUGUGAUUUUAUCUGAUUAUUGUGUUCAAACUUUGAAUGUGUUAUCCUGUGAAUUAAAGUUGCUUAGAAUCUUUUAAACAUCUUUCUCUCAACAUAUAUACCUAGACAAACAUUCCUAGGAUAAACAACAAAGCUGUCUAACCUGCAAGUGUCAAGCUGACUCAUCAUGACUAGAUGCACCAAAAAUCCUGCUGAUUUACAAUGUGCCAGUAAUGCCCAGAAAUGAAGUUUUUCCACCAUAUGCUGUGCACUUGCAGUGUAGACAGCAUUGUUGAUUAUAAUGCAAGCAUUCUUUUGUUGCGUUAUAGCAUAGUAGCACACUACACUAACUAUUGUACUCUUCUGGAUAAGCCUACAAAUUGACAUCAUAACUAAACGGCUCUAUAUCAAGCAUAUAUUUUAACAUCUCUUUCUUGUCCCAUUAUUUGAUCAGAAUGCCGAACGUAGACUUUUUUACACAUAAUUUGAUUAAAAAGGCAAAAUAGCCUUAUUUAUUUCUGAGAUGACAAUUGAAAGCCACUCACUGUAUUAAACAAGUCAAGUCAUUUUUAUUUGUAUAACGCUUUUCACAACACACAUCGUUUCAAAGCAGCUUUACAGGCAAUCAUGCAUUAACAGAAAAUGAAACUGUAAUAUCUAUAAAGUCUUAAGAGUGAUCAUUGUGUAGUUUGAUUAAAUACGAUUGUAAAUUGUGUAUAAAAAUAAAUAGCUAAAUAAUAAUUGUAUUUAGAACGCCAGUGGUUAAACAUCUAAUUUACUGCUUGUCAGUAGAUUGAAAUAAUGAAUGCAAUUUAAUUGUGUGAUUCCAGUAGUUUCAAAGAUUGUAUGUUCUUCAAUAAAAACAGUUGUUUUAUGGAGUUGUUCAAUUAAAACAAAUAAAUAAACUUGUUUACUUGUUUUUA
This is a messenger RNA of Myxocyprinus asiaticus (Chinese sucker), 6013 nucleotides long. RefSeq names its product lens epithelium-derived growth factor-like. Gene Ontology annotation, cellular component: nucleus. The record is from RefSeq and is a predicted model, not a curated record. Gene Ontology annotation, molecular function: transcription coregulator activity; double-stranded DNA binding. Gene Ontology annotation, biological process: regulation of transcription by RNA polymerase II. NCBI's taxonomy places the organism in Eukaryota, Metazoa, Chordata, Actinopteri, Cypriniformes, Catostomidae. The transcript is spliced from 17 exons. The coding region runs from base 170 to 2197 and encodes 675 amino acids.